CUCCCACACACCUCCGUUCCCCAUAGUCUCCGGUCCGAACCUCACCUUUCUCUUCGCGCAGACGCAUUACUUCUGUCGCUCUUUUACCGCGCCUCUCGAACCUGUUGUGAUCCUCAUGCGCUGAGAAGAAAGUCCGUCUGUCGAAAGCGACUCCAUCGUCGCAACCGCCAUUUGCUUAGGAGUGACCUUCAAUUACCGAGGCUUGCCGUAACAACCACACCCCGACGUCGCCAACAUGUCGCUCGCUGCUCUUGACGGCCUCAAGGCCGCCAUCGAGCGCAUCAUUCUCGAUCCAAAGUACCAUGACAUCCUCGCCGUUGUCAAAGGUGCCCGCAACGGGGCGGUCUAUGGCGCAAAAGUCCGCUUCCCUCAUGCGCUUGUCAUGAUCUUCCUCUUCCGUUCGGGAACAUUCCGCGAAAAGGCCGGCCUUGUCUUCCGCGCGACCCGAACGCACGCCCGCAACCUUGCAAAGUUCGCGACUAUUUACAAGUUCACAAUGUACCUACUCAAGAACUACGGCCCGACCCCGGGCAAGGAGGGGCCCUACGAUGCCUUCUUCGCAGGCCUCUUGGGCGGCUACGUCGUUUUUGGAGGCCGAUCCCCGCGCAGCGGAAAGAUUUCCAGCGUUAACCAGCAAAUCGUAGUCUACGUCUUUGCGCGCGUCGUCCUGGCCCUCGCCCGCCUCGCCGUCACCCCCGGCAAGGGCCUGCCUCUCGUCAGCCGCGAGGACCUCUCGACCAAGAUUAGCUACUACGCCUGGCCUGUCUUCGCCAGCACGAGCUGGGCUAUGGUCAUGUACCUCUUCCGCCAGCACCCGUCCGACCUGCAGCCUAGCUUGCGCAGCAGCAUGACUUACAUCUACCAGCAGAGCAGCGAGUGGGACUCGCUGCGCAACUUCAUCUGGCACAACAAGUAGACGACGUGCUGCGGGCAUUGUGGCCUUAUCUUUUUCUAUUUUAAAUUUGCAGUGUGUAUCAUCAAAUGACUGGCGUUUGGUUAUGUGGUACGUCGGUUGGCUCUUCAAUUUGCGACAAGCUGAAGAGAAGACGGAAAGCUUUUGAGGAGUGGAUGCUGGUCCCAUUCAUGCUGGUCCCAUUCAUGCUGGUCCCAUUCAACAGCUUCAUAAUGUGGCAUUAUAGACCGUUCUAUCCACCAUAUACAACGAUGAAUUUAGGUGCAAUCAUUAUAAAACUGACAGCAUU
This is a messenger RNA of Colletotrichum destructivum, 1202 nucleotides long. Its product is annotated as Putative peroxisomal membrane protein. The record is from RefSeq and is a predicted model, not a curated record. Gene Ontology annotation, cellular component: peroxisomal membrane. NCBI's taxonomy places the organism in Eukaryota, Fungi, Ascomycota, Sordariomycetes, Glomerellales, Glomerellaceae. The transcript has 4 exons. The coding region runs from base 236 to 916 and encodes 226 amino acids.